This is a messenger RNA of Platichthys flesus (European flounder), 2645 nucleotides long. Its product is annotated as deoxynucleoside triphosphate triphosphohydrolase SAMHD1-like. Gene Ontology annotation, molecular function: dGTPase activity. Lineage: Eukaryota; Metazoa; Chordata; Actinopteri; Pleuronectiformes; Pleuronectidae. The transcript is spliced from 14 exons. Gene Ontology annotation, biological process: regulation of innate immune response; dGTP catabolic process; defense response to virus. The coding region runs from base 108 to 1559 and encodes 483 amino acids. Gene Ontology annotation, cellular component: nucleus. The record is from RefSeq and is a predicted model, not a curated record.
AACAAAACCCAGGUUAGGGUUAACCUCUCCUCCUCCUCCUCCUCCUCUGUUUGAUCCUUCCCCGUUUCCUCGGUGACCAUCUGCGGAGCCUGCACAGUACCAGGAAGAUGGCAGAGCAAGGCAAGGUCUUUAAUGAUCCGAUCCACGGGCAUGUGGUGUUGCACCCACUUCUCAUCAGAAUCAUUGACACACCUCAAUUCCAGAGACUGCGAAACAUCAAGCAGCUUGGAGGGGCCUACUUUGUCUUCCCCGGAGCGUCCCACAACCGCUUUGAACACAGCAUCGGGGUUUGUCACUUGGCAGGACAACUUGUAAAGGCUCUAAAUGACAGGCAGCCAGAACUCCUCAUCUCUCCCAGAGACAUCCUCUGCGUGCAGAUCGCUGGGCUCUGCCAUGACCUGGGACAUGGGCCAUUUUCCCAUAUGUUUGAUCGGAGCUUCAUCCCCGCAGCACGUCCUGGUCUAACCUGGAAGCAUGAGAAGGCCUCUUUGGACAUGUUCGAUUACCUGGUUGAGCAAAACGAGUUGGAGCCGGUGAUGGAGCAGCACGAACUGGUGCUGCUUGAGGACCUGCAGUUCAUCAAGGAGCAGAUUGCUGGACCAUUGGACACUAAUGGAGCUGAAGCUGAGGGGUGGCCUUACAAAGGCCGCCAAAAGGACAAGUCCUUUCUCUAUGAGAUUGUUGCCAACAAAAUAAAUGGCAUUGAUGUGGAUAAGUGGGACUACUUUGCGAGGGACUGCUACCACCUGGGCAUCAAGAACAACUUUGAUUAUCAGCGCUGCCUUAUGUUCGCCAGGGUGUGUGAGGUGGAUGGGCAGAAGCAAAUCUGUACCAGAGACAAAGAGGUGGGCAAUCUGUAUGACAUGUUCCACACAAGGAACUGCCUCCACAGAAGAGCCUACCAGCACAGUGUUUGUAACAUCAUAGAGAUCAUGAUCACUGAGGCCUUUCUAGAAGCAGAUCCACACAUCCAGAUCGAAGGCUCAGAAGGGAUGUUCACUCUCUCCACAGCCAUAGAUGACAUGGAGGCCUACACCAAACUGACAGAUCAUGUGUUUGAACAAAUACUCCACUCGCCCUCAGUGGAGCUGGCUCAGUCGCGGAGGAUUCUAGAAGACAUCGUAUGUCGACGCCUCUACAAGUGUCUGGGCCGCACCAAUCCAAGAGAACAUCUGGAGGUUACCCCGGCUGCGAUUACAGACUGGGAAGAAGAAUUGUCAGAGUCCACUCCUCAGAAUGACCAGGGUGUCCCGGAUGUCCAUCUGCAGCCAGAAGACUUUAAAGUUGACGUCAUUUCUCUGAACUAUGGGAUGAAGGAUAAAAACCCCAUCAACAAAGUGCAAUUCUAUUGCAAAACUGACCCAACUAAAGCCUUCCAGAUAAGCGAUGACCAGGUGUCAAGAAUGCUUCCAGCGGUGUUUGCCGAGCAGGUGAUCCGAGUCUACUGCAAGAAGAGGGAUGGAGAGUCUGUGGCGGCUGCAAAGAGACAUUUUGUUCAGUGGUGCGAAAACAACGGAUUCACAACGCCUACGGACGCAGACAUCACAUCGCCGGCGUAGAUCCCUGUGUAACGCGAUGAUGGAGGCUCCAGUGACAACGCUGUUAGUCACAGCUGUGACAAAAGCAAAAAAAAAAAAUUUAAAUAGGAGGAGAGCGAAUACCCCUCUUACACUAUCAGUAGAUGAGGAGUGUUGAGUGAACAUUAUAUCUUUCUACGAGGUGAGUAUGUUAAUUGAAGCUGGAAACUAAGCAGUUUUUUUACAAGCAGAAGCUCAGGGACUAUCAUCAGGUGAUUGUUUUUUUUAAUUGACCCUUCCUAAAUAUUAUAUGCACAAUUUACUUUUUUUUUCUCGUGGGAUUCAGGGAUUUAUUUGGGACUAACCUCGGGCUACAAGUGUCGAGUUUUUGAGUUGAUUUGUUUCUAUAUCCGACUAUUCCUAAAAUAAAACAAUUUAGUAGCACUUAAAUGACACUUACUUAAAGCACUUAGUAAUUUUGCUUUAUUUUUGAAGACAUGGUUCUUUCUUAAUUCUUGUUGUCUGGGUUUGUACCCUUGGGUUUAAAUGCACUUAUUGUAAGCGUCAGCUAAAUGAAAUGUAAUUGAAUGUAAUACCCUGUGUUAAGCAUCAGGUUAUCAUGAUUUUGAAUCAUGGGCAAUUAUUCAUGGGCAGUGGAAAUGAUUUACUCUUAAACAGGAGAAUAACAACACAGUGUGUUUCAUGUCAGUGUGUUUUACAGCAUUUACAGCCAGUGUGUUAUUCAACUUUCACAUACGCUUGUUUUUUAAUAUCAAGCUUCAAAAGUCACCAUAUACAAAGAAAAACUGUUUCUGAGCUUUACACUGUGUGUUUGUUUUUACUUGAGGGACUAUUUGCAGAUUUUAUUUUAUUUUUACUGCAAAUAUAUUUAUACUGGGGGGGGGGGGGGGGGGGCGAGAAUGUUUUGCAAUCCUUUUAUCUAUUGUUCUUAUGGUAAGUUGCACAGCUUGUUAUCUCCACCUCACUAACAUGUGCAACAUUUAAAAUGGGAUUUGUGCUGGAUUGUUUGAAAACCUAUAUUUUGUGUGAGGUGAAAUGUUUUAAACGGUUUGUGGUGAUCCUGUGAAUUGAAGAAAAGUUUGAAAAUAAAACUUUGUUUUCACUUUG